Messenger RNA from Opisthorchis viverrini, 726 nucleotides. RefSeq lists its product as hypothetical. Lineage: Eukaryota; Metazoa; Platyhelminthes; Trematoda; Opisthorchiida; Opisthorchiidae. The annotation marks the transcript as partial. The transcript has 5 exons. The record is from RefSeq and is a predicted model, not a curated record. Gene Ontology annotation, molecular function: serine-type endopeptidase activity.
CCGAUAUGUGUAUACAACUUGGAGGGAACGACUGGGGAAUUCAAAACCCCUAACUAUCCACUGGCUUAUCCCGAUAACCUCAACUGUUCGUGGACAAUCCAAUCGCCCGGGAAGAGCGAACUCAUUUUCCAAACUUUUGAGAUUGAAGAAUCAUAUGUGGGAGAAAAAUGUCAGUUCGACGUGGUAUACGUUCACCUUCAAAAAGGAAACGAUUUCGAAACCCAUGGUCCUCUGUGCGGUUACAGCCCGCCGGGUCCGUUUGAGUUUGAUGGAAAAGCUGUGGUUACGCUGACGUCCGACAGAAUCCGAGCGUACAGUGGGUUUCUCGCAUAUUUUAGAGAAGAAGAAACUGAGGAGCAACCUGCAGAACCGGAAGGAACGGCUCGAUGUGGCAAUGACACAACAGAUUCCAGUGGAACUAUCACUUCACCAAACUUUCCAAAUAAAUACGAAAACAAUCUUGGAUGCUCCUGGACAAUACAGAAACCCACUAAACCGAGCGUUUUGACAUUCGACUCUUUUGAUGUCGAAUGGGCGAAUUGGGGAGAACAAUGCCAAUUUGAUUACCUUUACGUUUUUGUCGGGACUGGCAGACACGUCAAGUCAUACGGUCCAUAUUGCGGAAACCAAAAGCCCGAUCCAAUACCUUUUGAUAAGCCGGUUCAAAUUACUUUUACGACAGAUGAUAGUGAGAGGAGGACCGGCUUUUCCCUAACGUUUGGGCCA